GCAUGUACUCUUUGCGCGGUUAACUAUUGACAAGGCUUUGGUGGACGAGGUAUACAAAAGCGCUUCAUCUGAAUCCUUCGCAUUUUGACCGGCCGUUGCAUUCUUUGAGGCUUACUACCACCGGAAUCUUGCGGCUUAUCGCUCUACCCCUCUUCGCGCUGGCUGACCAUCUGUCUUGAGAUCUGUCUUGAGCAUUUCAGAGUCACUUGAGCCUCACGUUGUCUCACUUAUUUCUCCAAAGCGUGUCGCUAUACGAUCGUAAAUAUUUCUCCUUUUAGCACAACUCCAAUUGAUUCGAUUACCGACUCUCAGGCGCUCCCAUGGCCGCCUUGCACGAUGCCCUCCAAAUCCUCCUGCCGACGUCCUGGGACCAGGUUCCUCAAUCCCCCGAUGCGCUCCGUGAAUACGUCCGCGAAAUCUUCAAGAGCGGCCGCCUCAUAGGAGAAUCUCUCCCAGACCCUCCGCCAUACGACCGUGAAGAAUAUCAUGAGCUGGAAUCACAGGCAACGAACUCCAGAUCUAGCACACGAAUCGCCCCGUCGUCCGCACGGGUGGGCGAGACCGAUUCGGAGAUUACGUCGAUCCAGAAGCAAUGGGGGAAGCCAAUAAAAAUGGGCGGUGCAAAGGAUAACCCUCUUGGAUUGCAUGUCUGGAAAUUAUCUUCCAAUGACGGGAAGGGCUCUUGGUUUGGACGACGGAGCAUACACGACGGACUUCCGUUUUCCCGGUGGCGGAAGAAGCUCUCUUCGGAAUAUGAGGAGACCCUCAAGGUUAACCGACGGAAGAUUGAGAAGGGAGAAACGCCGAAUCAUUGCAUUCGUGGUAUUGGAGCAGAAGAAAAGGUCGAGUCAGUUGAGGUCAAAGACGAGGAUGGCUCCGUGCUGGGCCAGGUAACGGUCUAUCACGUCUCGGCUCAAUUCCCCAAGCCCACGGCGCCACGGGACUUUGUGGCUAUGAUCAUCACAUCGGAUGUCGGGCUUCAAAUUGGCGGAACGAAACAGCCUGGCCGGAGCUGGAUGAUGAUCUCCAAGCCGUGUGACCAUCCAGACGUACCGCAUAAGAACGGGUAUACUCGAGGCGAGUAUGAAUCCGUGGAACUCAUUCGGGAGAUCCCCAGAGUGACUAGCAGCAGCUCUUCCUCUAGCAAGGGCGCUCUGGAGAAGUCGAAAGAGGAUGGCUCCACGGCUAUAAGCUCGUCAAAAGCUGACAACCACAUUGGAGAUGCCUUGAUUGAAGGUGGAGUUGAUGCUACAGAUAACGAGGAAGAAGAAACUAAUCCUGUCGAGUGGAUCAUGGUUACCAGGAGUGAUCCUGGUGGCAACAUUCCCAGGUGGAUGGUUGACAAAGGCACACCGAAGAGUGUCGGGGUAGAUGCUGCCAAAUUUGUCAACUGGGCCGUGGAGGACGACAAGCCACAAAAGCAUGGGAAGCGCAUUGCGGCUUCGCCCACUGGAAGUCCUGGAGUUCAACCCAGAGAAUCCACCGAAGAGCCCAUUUCAGAUGAAGGCAGCCUGUCGGAUUCAGAUACGGACUCUGUGGAGACCGAUACCCAGUCCCAUCACGGUCUGAUUGCCAGUGUGACUGGUCUACUCAACUCUGGUCUGGAACGAUUCGCACCUCAAGCAUUUUUCGACUAUGUCCCACAUCAUGGGACAGAUCCAGGUCAUUCAGCCAAUAACGUCGGGGUCCCAGAAGAAGAAAAUAACCAAGAUGAGCAUUCAGCUCCUCAGUCAAAGUCAAGCAUCUCGUCUGGUACCAAGCCGCGUGAUACUCUCCCUGACCAAGUCUCGCUAUCGUCCGUCCAGUCUGGACUCGGCACCCCGGCACUAGACGAUAUCCCUCAAAAUGACCUCCCACCCGCAGAAUUGAUGCAGAUAGCCAAAGCUGGUAAACUCACAAGCCAUGAAAAGGAUCUAGCCAAGCUUGCUUUACGCAAGCGCGAAAUCGAUGCCAAACUUGAAACUGUCCGCUCCGAGCUGGACAAGCUGCACAUCCCAGAGCGAAGCAGCACCUCCACUCCAUCCCGGGGCAUCUCCAAUGAUGUAGACAGCGACAAGAGCGUGUUACCCAAACGCACAGCCGAAAAUUCCACUUCGACUCCAACCUCCUCCUCUGGUACUCAACAGAGCAAGAAGAGCAACGGCAGUGGUGAUGGGAGCCCUGGCGACACACCGUCAUCUGAACGCACGCAGAAACCGGAACCGCCUGCACAUAUCCACAAAGCUGCUGCACAGCUCUUCCACGAGGAGUCGAAGCUGUUGAAGCAACUACGCAAGAUCGAAGGCAGUCAGCUAAAGGUGGCUUCUAAGAUUGAGACACGACAGCGGAAGCAGGUUGAACGCUCGGAGAAGUCGAAAUCGAAAUCUGAGAAUGAGACAUUGCGACAGGAAGUGAAGGACCUGAAGAAGGAAAUUAGUCAAUUACGCGCGGAGCGUGAGAAGUGGGUGGAUCUUGUGUCUUCAUUACAGGCGGAGAAUAAGAAAUUGGCUGGGAAGGAAGAGUCAAGUUGAGUGAACGGGGGCUUAUGGAGGUUUUCUCCUCACGGCGUGUACGUAGUCAUAAUUUGGCAUUCCUUAAGUAUAUAUGGUCGGAGUUUCUUACUGGCAAGGUCUUCUCAUUUGGUUUCCUAGUGUAUAUACAUUUUGAUUCACGAGUGAUCCUCAGCUUCGUGAUAAAGAAAGCCCCCGUUAAGAGUUUCUCUAUUGCCUGUAAAUGAUUGAUAAACUCUAAUCCCCGGACGCUGACGAAAAUAUUCUCGGUUUGAAGACCGCAGAUGCAUCAAGUCGACUUGAUCGUUCAGAAAUUCAAUGGCCAUCGGAUUAAGCAAAGGACGAUGCUGCAAAUAUCUGCAUAGCUCUUGUAUGUUGAGACUCGCUCUGUCAAGACACAUGAAACGCAACGAAGUCUAUAGUGCAAUGCAGAAGCGUUGCCCACACGAUUGUUGUGUAAAACCACAUUAUGUGGCCCAGCCCAUGGUAGCAGAUGACUCAACAGCUCGCGGCGAGGCAUCUUCAUGUACUUUCAGACGGGUUAACACAAAUCGGCGAUGCGGACCGGGAAUGGGUUCUGGAAGAGGUUCUCUUGAUGGCAAGAGGUAGGGGUAUUCGUUAUUAUUGUUGAGAGGUAAAGGAGCCGAUUUGAGAAAGUCAUUAUUCUUGAGUCUAAAGGAGGAACUUGUUAGCGGACAAACUCUCUAAUAAAUCGCGGUGGACGCAAGAUGAGCACAUACCUCCGGUGGGUUACCAGCACCCCUAACCAUCUUCUCCAGCAUCUUCGUGCGGACCUUCUCCUUGGGUUCGCCCAAGCCAACGGCCAUAUAAGAGAGCAGUGGGUUAUGACCGAUGUAGGAAGCACAGCUGUCGCGCUUGAUGUUGGACAGCCACUCGUACUUGGUCGUGUCGGCGUGACCGGUACCGAUGUAACGGGCCUGUAGAGCCUCGAGAUUCUGGAGCGUGCGGAGCUUGUCGGCCAUUUUGAAGGUAUGGAGACUUGGUUUGAGUCUGAGUGUGUUUGGUAGAGUGGA
Molecule: messenger RNA, 3523 nt
Organism: Penicillium brasilianum
Lineage: Eukaryota; Fungi; Ascomycota; Eurotiomycetes; Eurotiales; Aspergillaceae
Source: the annotation of a GenBank genome assembly